AAACUUUCCUGUCUGCUUGUGGGUGUGUAAAAGCUCAGCUCGCAGCCUCGACGUUUCAGGUCCCAAACAAACGCGUCGGACUAACAGGUUCCUCUGCCGCGCUCGAGUUUUCCAGGCAAACAUGGAGGUUUGAAUCCGUGCGUAAAGAGGAUUUUGGACGCGAUGGAUUCCCUAUCUGGAGACAGCGAAGAGCGCACGCAAAAGGAAAAUCUUUCUGAACUGAGAGAUAGUUGUCAGUGAGAAAAACGAUGAAUGAAACUCAGGUCGCUCGUCCAAGGGCCCCCACCGUCCCAGUGAUCAUGUUCAUCUUCGGGGUGGUGGGGAAUGUCAUCGCCAUCGUGGUUCUCCGGAUAUCAAGAAAAGAGCAGAAGGAGACGACUUUUUACACUCUGGUGUGUGGCCUGGCAGUGACGGACCUCCUGGGUACGCUGCUGGCGAGCCCCGUCACCAUCGCCAUCUACAUGAAGGGCUCCUGGCCCGGCGGUGACCCGCUGUGCCAGUACUCCGGCUUCAUCCUGCUCUUCUUCUUCAUGGUGCAGCUCAGUAUUGUCUUUGCGAUGUCAGUGGAGCGGUACCUGGCCAUCAACCACGCGUACUUCUACAACCAGUACAUCAAUCAGAGGCUGGCAGCGCUCUCUCUUCUUGGCAUCUACAUGUUCAACGCCUUUUUUUGUGCGCUGCCGAGCGCGGGGCUCGGACACGUUACGCACCAGAAACCGGGCACCUGGUGCUUCAUCGACUGGCGGAACAACAACAUGACAGUCAAGAGUUAUAACCUGACAUAUGCCAUUGUGAGUUCGGUCGUGGUGCUGGCCACGGUCAUCUGCAACGUGAUGGUGUGCGGCGCCCUGAUCCUCAUGCACAAACGCUUCAUCCGCCGCACGUCUCUGGGCACAGACUCGCGGCGGCUGUCCGAGCGCAGACGGAGUUUUGGACGCUUAGCUGGAGCAGAGAUCCAGAUGGUGAUCCUGCUCAUAGUUACCUCUGCCGUGGUUCUCAUCUGCUCCAUACCUUUAGUAUUGAGGAUCUUCAGAAACCAGCUGCACACCCCUGGGGAUGCAGAAACCUCACUGAUCAAUGAAGACCUCCUGGCCAUCCGCAUGGCUUCCAUUAACCCCAUUUUAGACCCCUGGAUCUACAUUCUCCUCAGAAAGACGGUGGUCCUCAAAAUGAUGGAGAAAAUCAAGUAUCUGUUCUGUAAAAUGGGCCGGAGGCGACGAACAAUCGGGAGGCAGUUUCACUGCCCCGAGGCUUACCUGUCCUCCUCCAUCAUAUCCAGGGAUUCGCCCUCGCUGGGGUCCCAUGAGCCACGGGAAAGACUGAACACAUCCCUGACGAUCCUCUAUGCGUCUGAUGGGACGCUGGACAGGCCAGGGUCAUCGCAGCCCGGGUCGCCGGGCAGCUUCAGCCUGCAAAGCUCUCAGGAGGGGGAGCAGCCUCAGAGAGCGCUGUUGCAAAAGGAUUUUAAAGACGAACCUUCCGGGAAGUUGCUGAAUCCACUUCCAGUGUACCCCAAGGAUCCAGAUCUGCAUAAGGCCUUCAGCGAUGAGACUGCAAACAUGCAGGAAAGAUGCAUUUAACCUCCCACUUGAGGAAGACUGAGUCUGGAACAAACACAAAGACUGAAAAAUCUUAUGACACUUCAAAUGUAUUACUGAAAUGAAUGUUAACUCCUCUGAAGACCAGAGAACAACAUCACCGUUCAAAGAAGGUUCACAGAGGAGCUUCUUGUUGCACUUGUUCAAAUGUCAAUCAGUUACGUACCAGAGAUUUUUUACAACUCGUACUGUACAGAAUUGAUGCAUAAAUGUGACCACAGAUAUAUUUAUUUAAACUAUUGUUGUCUUCUUCUCUGUGAGAAGGUCUUCCUAGUACACACAUUGUGUUUUUAUGAAGGGCCAUUUAGAAAGAAUUAAAGCCAUUCCCGGAAUAACAACGAAAAGGCAGCUAAAGUGCAGCUUUUCCACAGCAGACACCAGAUAAGGACAAAAAAAAAGUUGGUUGGUUCUCUAAAACCUUUUUCUUUUUUUCAAGUUUCAUCUGAUUGGAGCUAAAUGUGUUGGUUUUAAUCAGAUGUAAGGGGGUGGGAAACAUUUCUCGACACGUUUUGAGGGUUUUAUUUCAGCCAGGGGCGGCACAGGCAUCGCUUUACAACAAAAAAGGUUCCAAUUUCAACUGAAAGAUGUCUGGUUGUGCAGUUUCCAUGUUCCGACUGAACACAGAGACUUGGUCUGCAGAUGAAAGUGCAUGCUUGCUGGUCAGUGUGUUAACCUGUUAUGGACUGGCGACAGAAAAUGGAUGGAACUGUUUCAACGUGGCUUUGACUCAGUGCUGCUAUUUAAAAUAUUUGUGGAUUUUAAAGCCAGGAUCAUGUUUGUGAACAAACUGUUGUUCUGUGAUGUGUAAAAAUUGUGUAAGCUAAAAUAAAAUAAACAAAGAAUACAA
Messenger RNA from Oryzias latipes (Japanese medaka), 2445 nucleotides. It is a transcript of the gene ptger4b, whose product is annotated as prostaglandin E receptor 4 (subtype EP4) b. Gene Ontology annotation, molecular function: prostaglandin E receptor activity. The record is from RefSeq and is marked provisional. Gene Ontology annotation, biological process: inflammatory response; cellular response to prostaglandin E stimulus; negative regulation of inflammatory response. Gene Ontology annotation, cellular component: plasma membrane. NCBI's taxonomy places the organism in Eukaryota, Metazoa, Chordata, Actinopteri, Beloniformes, Adrianichthyidae.